CUUACAUUUUUUUGCGGUAGUGUUGGCAGCUGAGCUGAAAUCCGGGCUGGAAAUGUUAGCGUGUGCUAAGUGGCUGGCAGAUGGACGUGGAUUGCCUUCUCUCGCCUCUGGCAACCUUUGGAUGCUUAGCGUGGCGCUUCCCUGCCUAUAUAGCCGAGGAGGGGCACUGUCUUCUAUCCGCCGACGAGGUCUGCUCUUUUAGUAAGAUGUCGCCCUUUCGUCGUUGACCGGUAACAACAGAAGGCGACAAGAGACGACGGUCGGAGCAGCAAUGAAGUUUCACCGAAGGGACACCAAAGCAUUUCCAGGUCUACUUGCGGGAACAUCUCACCAGAGAGUCAUCCAGGAAGCAUGUGCCCAAGCCUCCUCAAAUGACCCCUUUCGAUGUGAAGGAGCUGCUGCUCUUCUCUGAGCUCCUCUCUCGUAUGACCAAGCUCUCCAUCAUAUCUCUUCUUCGGGUGAGUCCAGCCACCCCAAGGAGACAUGAUCAGGACGCUGAGCAGAAGUGUGCAAGCUGCUGUCAGACAUACCCCGUGGGCUCCAUGGACACGCAGGACACCGGUUCGGCGCUUCACUUGUCCCCCAGCUGCUCUCCACUUCCACCAAGACUUUCUAGAGGUCCACUACAGAGGCAACCGACUGCACUUGGACUACUUGUGGUUGAGGGAUAACUGCCACUUAACCUCUUCCAACAACUUCACAACCAACCAGAGGAAAGUUGACACCGCGAGCAUCGACCUCAACAUUCGUCCCGAAGACAGCAAAGUGGAAGAUAACCAUCUCAUCCUCACUUGGCCUGGUGGUUACAUCUCCAAAUACAGCCUCAGCUGGCUAGCUGAAAACACCUACGAAGGAAGGAAACAGCGCACCACCCAGCCACGUAUUCCCUGGAAUGCUGACAUCUAUAACAAUGCAAAUGUGCCCUCUUUGAAAUGGGACACGUUUAUGAGCAGUGAUGAUGAACUGAAGACGUUUUUGCAGACCUAUCUUCUCUAUGGGAUUGCGUUCGUGGAAGAUGUCCCUGCUACAGUUGAAGCCACAGAGGCCGUUUCUCUGAGGGUCAGUCUUAUAAGGGAGACGACAUAUGGGGGAAUGUGGUGCUUCACUUCAGAUAAUUCAAGAGGAGACAGCGCUUACAGCAACGUGGCUCUGGACCGCCACAUUGACACAUGUUAUUUACAUGAACCGUGUGGAAUUCAAGUUUUUCACUGCCUCAAACAUGAGGGAACGGGAGGAAAGACUCUCCUUGUGGAUGGAUUCUAUGCAGCAGAAAAUAUUCGCAAGAACUCCCCAGACCAUUUUGAGCUGCUUUCCAGUGUUCCUAUCAGACAUGAACAUCGUGAAAACACGCCUGGCCAUCUAUACUGCAUGCAAGGCAUCGGACCCAUCCUGAAUGUCUAUCCUUGGAACAAUGAACUUUACAUGAUACGGUACAACAACUAUGACCGAUCAGUGACUGACACCAUCCCUCAUGAUGUUAUUCGACGCUGGUAUGUGGCUCAUCGAGAAUUGACUACGCAACUCAAGCGACCAGAGAAUGAGCUGUGGGUGAAACUGACUCCUGGAAAUGUGAUUUUCAUCGACAACUGGAGGGUCCUUCAUGGGAGGGAAGCUUUCACCGGCAUACGGCAACUCUGUGGAUGCUACCUGACCAGAGAUGAUGUUCUCAGCAAAGCACGUACUUUGGGGCUGCAGGCCUAACUCCAGACGAAGACAGCCCUUUAACUGGGGUACUUUUUAGCCAUUUGCAAAUUAAUGCUGCAUGGAAUAGGUUGAUUGGCAACACUAAAUUGGCCCUAGUGUGUGAAUGUGAGUGUGAAUGUUGUCGUCUAUCUGUGUUGGCCCUGCGAUGAGGUGUCCAGGGUGUACCCCGCUUUCCGCCCGAAUGCAGCUGAGAUAGGCUACAGCACCCCCCGUGACCCCGAAAGGGACAAGCGGUAGAAAAUAGAUGGAUGAAUGGGUAUUCUGUAAUUAUUUUCAUUGUUGGGGCCAUUGAGUGAAAAAAAAGUAACAAUUUAUUUGAGACUCUUUAACAGUUCAAAUAUAACUAAAUGUCUGACACCCUAAUAAUUAACUGACAAGAAAAUAAGGCCCAACCCAAUUGUUUUCCUUUUAAUUCGUUUGACACGAUUUUUAUCCUAUUUUACUUGGACGAGAAUUAAAUUAAUAUUUUUAGAGUAAUGAAUAAUUCAUUUUGCAAUCAAAAGGUAGACAGAAUAGAGAGUAACAUACUUUUUUGGUGAACUCUGUUAUUUAAUUCUCUCAUUGGUGACAGAGCAGGAAAGGGCUGGGAAUACAUGUCUAAUAAAUUAAGCUUUGCUUCUUCCUACUCCUUUUCGGGCAUGAUGUAAAAUGAAAUGAUAUGAAAUUGUGUGACGUAUUAAGAUGUAAGUGUGUUCAUAUUCGAAAUAAACUAAAGAAAGAAAAAGAAAGAAUAAAGUUUAAUCUAUAAGCGCCCUGUCAUUCAUUCAUUCCGUUGAUAUUUUAACAAACUAUUUUUGAUUGUCACGGUGAUACGGGACAAAGUGCAUCCCAAUUACUCUUGUUUCUAAAUGUGUGAUGCUUAAUUUAAUCAAUACAGUUAGUAUGGUAUGUAGUGUGUGAAAAGUAAUGCGUUUUAACAUUGUGGUUCGAUUGUGCCCCCGCUGGCAUGAUGGGUAACGGCAAGAAAUACACAUGGUCCUGAUUCCAUAGUAAGGGAUAAUCAUUAAUUCUAGUCAUGUGUUCCCCUUGGUGCUGUACAUUAUUCACCAGGUCCAAAUAAUCUUGUCAAAUCCAAACAUCUCUGACAGUAGACAGCAUGUGUUAGAUAAAUCUUCAAUUAAAUCUGAUGAGAUGUGCAGAUGCACUUAAUGUUGAGUGUACACGUAUAUUCAGUGUAGGCAGCAACCUCUU
Entelurus aequoreus (snake pipefish) is the source of this 2895-nucleotide messenger RNA. It is a transcript of the gene tmlhe, whose product is annotated as trimethyllysine hydroxylase, epsilon. Lineage: Eukaryota; Metazoa; Chordata; Actinopteri; Syngnathiformes; Syngnathidae. Gene Ontology annotation, molecular function: trimethyllysine dioxygenase activity; iron ion binding. Gene Ontology annotation, biological process: carnitine biosynthetic process. The transcript has 9 exons. The coding region runs from base 484 to 1701 and encodes 405 amino acids. Gene Ontology annotation, cellular component: mitochondrion. The record is from RefSeq and is a predicted model, not a curated record.